Molecule: messenger RNA, 837 nt
Organism: Huiozyma naganishii CBS 8797
Lineage: Eukaryota; Fungi; Ascomycota; Saccharomycetes; Saccharomycetales; Saccharomycetaceae
Gene: ATG27
Product: Atg27p
Exons: 1
Coding region: 1-837 (278 amino acids)
Source: RefSeq, a predicted model, not a curated record
AUGAGAUUGAAUCUGGUUUCCAUAUUGGCCGUUGCUGGGGUGCUCCCAUUUGUGCACUCGAUAAAAUGUGGCUCUCACGAUAUAUUGAAGAAAUACCAGGUUGACCAGGCUGCUCUGUUCGGGGAAGUGGAGAGGAACACGCCGCCAAGCACCACUAAGGACAAGUGGUGGUUGAGAGUGUGUGAGGAUGGUGACGGUAAAGACGAUGAAAGGUUUAAGGAGUGCGAUAGCCGCGAUGUCUUAUGCGGAGUCACGGAGGUUACUCUGAAAGAUAAAGAUCCGAUCCUCACGCACGUUAUCGACUUCAAGGAUAACUUGGCGUAUAAUGUCAAUGAGGAUGAGGGCAGGUUGCAUCUGGUGUUGGAUGGAGCGAAAUGGGGGGAGUAUGUUGUCGGUGCGACAGUUGAUUUCACUUGCAACAAUAACAUGAAGACAGACGAGGUUGUCUCGAGUUCUUGGAGUGAUGACAAAAUACAGUUGUCACUGAGGGGUCCAUCUGGUUGCUUGAAGAAAAACCAGGAUGCACCACCCAAUAAUGGGGACAACAGCGGUGACGGUAAUGGCGGCAGUAACGAUGAUAAAAGGAAGGAAAAUGCGGGCAGUGGGUGGUCUUGGUUUUCUUGGGUGUUCAUUUACGCCAUCCUGUUCACUUUGAUAUAUUUACUGGUAACAUCGUACAUGAACACAAGAGGAGGGAACAUGGAUGAUUUCAGGGCCGAGUUCACGGAACGCUCUAAACAGUUGGUCGUGGCACUCCCAGAAUUCUGUAAAGAGGUCUUGUCCAAGAUAUUUGGCUCGAGGUCCUCCUCUCAAAGAGUUGGCUACAGCGCUGUAUGA